This is a messenger RNA of Corvus hawaiiensis (hawaiian crow), 2077 nucleotides long. RefSeq names its product solute carrier family 22 member 6-B-like. NCBI's taxonomy places the organism in Eukaryota, Metazoa, Chordata, Aves, Passeriformes, Corvidae. Gene Ontology annotation, cellular component: membrane. Gene Ontology annotation, biological process: transmembrane transport. The record is from RefSeq and is a predicted model, not a curated record. Gene Ontology annotation, molecular function: transmembrane transporter activity.
UGCACUUUUGCCUUUUUCCUGCUGGAAAACCACCAGAAAACCCCCCUGGAGAUGUCAAACAUUAACCCAAGCUACCCCUGGGCCGUGUUAUAUAGGAGACCACCCCCGGUGCUGGAGGAGGGAGGACACCGCGUGGGACAGGGAGGCAUUUUUGGGGUGAAACCCCUGAAAUCCGGGGCUCUGCAUGGCUGCGGGGCGUUCCCGGGCCCUGGCAGUGGCAGGAUGGCUUUCGCCAGCCUCCUGGAGCACGUGGGGGGCAUGGGGCGCUUCCAGGUGGUCUCGGUGCUGCUCCUGUCCCUGCCCGUGUUCAUGAUGGCCAGCCACAACCUCCUGCAGAACUUCACCGCCGCCGCCAGCGACCACUGGUGCCGCCUGCGCCCGGAGGCCAACGCCACCGGCCUCGACCCGGAGGCCCUGCUGAGGGUCUGGGUCCCCCGUGGGGAGCGGUGCCAGCGCUUCGUGACACCCCAGUGGUGGCUUUUGGAGGCCAACGGUUCGGCACCCAACAGCUCUGGGCCGGAGACGGAGCCGUGUGGCGAUGGUUGGACCUACGACCGCAGCGUCUUCGUCAGCACCAUCAUCACUGAGUGGGACCUGGUGUGCAGCUCCCGGGGGCUCAAGCAGUUGGCGCAGUCGCUCUACAUGGCCGGAGUCCUGGCGGGCGGCAUCGUCUUCGGGGGGCUCUCGGACAGGUUCGGCCGCCGCUCGGUGCUCAUCUGGUGCCACCUGCAGAUGGCCACCAUGGGCACCUGCUCGUCCUUCGCGCCCACCUUCACCAUGUACUGCCUGUUCCGCUUCCUGACGGGCAUGGCCUUCUCAGGCAUCGUCCUCAACAACGUCUCCCUGUCGCUGGAGUGGAUGCCGACGCAGGUGCGGGCACUGGUGGGCACCUUCAUGGCCUACUGCUACACUGUCGGGCAGUUCCUCCUGGCUGGCAUCGCCUUCGCCGUCCCCGACUGGCGCCAGCUGCAGCUCGCAGUGUCCCUGCCCUUCUUCGUCUUCUUCCUCUACUCUUGGUGGCUGACGGAGUCGGCGCGGUGGCUCGUCAUGGUGGGGAAGUCCCACCAGGCCCUGCGGGAGCUCCAGAAGGUGGCCAGGAUCAACGGGAAGAAGGAGGAAGGGGACAAGCUCGACAUAGAAACCCUGAAGUCCCACAUGGAGAAGGAGAUGACAUCAUCGAGGACCCGCCACACCGUGGUUGACCUGGUCCGGACGCCGGUCAUCCGCCGCAUCUCCUUCUGCCUCUGCUUCGUGUGGUUCUCCACCAGCUUCGCCUACUAUGGGCUGGCCAUGGACCUGCAGAACUUUGACUUUGACAUCUACGUGAUCCAGCUGAUCUUCGGCGCCGUGGACAUCCCGGCCAAGCUGGUGUCCAUCCUCACCAUCACCUACGUGGGGCGCCGCUUCACUCAGGCUGUCGCCCUCAUCCUGGCCGGCUUGGCCAUCCUGGCCAACAUCUUGGUGCCACGAGACCUUCAGACACUCCGGACAGCCCUGGCCGUCUUCGGGAAGGGUUGUUUGGCCGCGUCCUUCAACUGCGUCUUCCUCUACACGGGCGAGCUCUACCCCACCGUGAUCCGGCAGACGGGCAUGGGCUUGGCCAACACCAUGGCGCGGCUGGGCAGCAUCAUGGCCCCCCUGGUGAAGAUGGCGGGCGAGCUCUUCCCGGCGCUGCCGUUCAUCAUCUACGGCGCCGCGCCCGUGGUGUCAGGGCUGGUGGCCACCUUCCUGCCCGAGACACGGAACAUGGCCCUGCCUGAGACCGUGGAGGAGGUGGAGGGAAGGACACAAUCCCAGAAGGACGAAGCCCAACAUCUCCAGGUCCCGCUCCAGCCCACCCAGUCCAGCAACUCCACAGGGCCCCGUUAGUGCCACCCCCCACUGGGGGACCCCGAGCCCCCCAGCCCUCGGUGCUCCUGCUGGAUGAAGGAGCAGGAUUUGGGGAUGGAGGGGGUCCAACCCCCCCCAAAGAGCAAAGGGACAACAGUGACCACGGAGGGACCCGGCUGCCCCCUCCCUGCAGAGUGGGGGGGACGGUGGGCCCCCCAAAAUCGCCGCGUUAAGGACCGUUCGGCCG